Nerophis lumbriciformis (worm pipefish) is the source of this 810-nucleotide messenger RNA. The record is from RefSeq and is a predicted model, not a curated record. NCBI's taxonomy places the organism in Eukaryota, Metazoa, Chordata, Actinopteri, Syngnathiformes, Syngnathidae.
AUGGGGAACACAAGCAGUGAGAGGGCUGCAUUGGGCCAUGGGGAGAAGGCCCAACGGCGGGACAGCAGGGGCACCAAGGAUGGUGAGAGGCCAAAAAUUCUGAUGGACAGCCCUGAAGAUGCAGAUAUUUUUCACGGUGAAGACAUGAAAGCGCCAUUAGAAAAAGAAGAAUUCCUUGCAUGGAGGCAAGAUUUAGAAGCGGAAGACAAAGACCCAACUUUAGAUCGACCAACCGUCUUUCGCUGGAAAGGCGAUGGCAAAGAGGUUUACCUCUCUGGAUCCUUUAACAACUGGGCCAAUAAGAUUCCCUUGAUUCGAAGUCAAAACACCUUUGUCACCAUCGUGGAGCUUCCUGAAGGAGAACAUCAGUACAAGUUUUAUGUAGACGGGCAAUGGACUCAUGACCCAGCUGAGCCUGUUGUAACAAGUCAGCUGGGCACAGUAAAUAACAUCAUCCAGGUGAAGAAAACAGACUUUGAGGUGUUUGAUGCUCUCAUGGUGGACUCGCAGAAGUGCUCAGACAUGUCAGAUCUCUCCAGCUCUCCCCCUGGGCCAUAUCAUCAGGAUGCGUAUGUUCCAAAACAAGAGGAAAAGUUCAAGUCUCCACCGAUACUUCCACCUCAUUUGCUCCAGGUCAUCCUCAAUAAAGACACUGGAAUAUCAUGUGAUCCUGCACUCCUGCCUGAACCAAACCAUGUCAUGCUCAACCACCUCUACGCUCUCUCUAUUAAGGAUGGCGUGAUGGUGCUUAGCGCAACACAUCGCUACAAGAAGAAGUACGUAACUACCUUACUUUAUAAACCCAUCUGA